Messenger RNA from Thecamonas trahens ATCC 50062, 940 nucleotides. RefSeq lists its product as uncharacterized. The coding region runs from base 11 to 940 and encodes 309 amino acids. The record is from RefSeq and is a predicted model, not a curated record. The transcript has a single exon. Lineage: Eukaryota; Apusomonadida; Apusomonadidae.
GCAAGGAGCGAUGCUGAAGCAUGGGCGUCCGCGCAAUGCGAGUGAGUGCUUGAAGUAUGCCGAAGUUGCGGUGCGAAGGUCAUGGAGAGUCCGUGUUGUGGUGUAUGGCUUGGCUCUGGUCUCUGCUGUGGCCCUGGUGUGCAUGGUGUAUGUGAGCUCGCUCAACAGCCAGUCGCUGCUGCUGGAGAUGGCUGAGUGCAACGAGCGCAUUCUCUCGGCCCACAACAUCACCACAUGGCUGGAUGGUGGUCCUUUGCUUGGAGCUAUUCGCCAUGGUGACUUUCUGCCCAAUGAUGACUCGGGCGACUUUGAUAUCGGCAUGGUCGAGGAUGAUGUGCCCAAGAUGUUUGCCCUUCGUGAGACCAUCAGAGCUCGUUGUGGCUGGCUCAUCCAUCGCUCCGAGACCAACUGGUGGCCCGGCGUGCUGGACACACUCUUCCACAUUCAUCGAGCCGCUUUUCGUCAGUUUGCUGGCAAGUGGACCCCCGUCUUUCUCGACUACAAGGACUAUGAGGACGACGGCCGCGGGAACCUCGUCGAUCUGCACUUUGUCGGCUCCGAGGAUGCUGUUGGCUUUCCGCGCGACGCCAUCUUCCCGCUGUGGGACUGUCCCUUUGGCCACACCACGUUCAAGUGCCCCAACGACGCUGAGCUCGUUCUUCGUCGCACCUACGGCGACGAUUGGUGCAUCCCGUCGUCCACCCACACGUCUGAGCUAUCCGAGACCCAGCGUGGUGUCGCCUUUCACGAGCAGGCCUACCGCGACUUUCUCAACAUCCCCCCCCCUCCGCCACGCCAACUCCGCCUUGCGCCCGCCAUCACCACGCCGUGCCCCACCCGCGAGGAUCGCCUCGCCCAGGGUCUUGCUGCUGCUGCCGCCGCCGCUGCCUCGUCGUCAUCGUCGUCAUCGUCAUCGUUAUCCUCAUCCACCAACCCGUAG